Cutaneotrichosporon cavernicola is the source of this 303-nucleotide messenger RNA. RefSeq lists its product as uncharacterized. The record is from RefSeq and is a predicted model, not a curated record. NCBI's taxonomy places the organism in Eukaryota, Fungi, Basidiomycota, Tremellomycetes, Trichosporonales, Trichosporonaceae. The transcript has a single exon. Bases 1 to 303 code for a protein of 100 amino acids.
AUGCUCAUCAUCCACGACAUUGAGAACUGGGACGAGGCAACGAUGCACCGUUUCAUCUGGUCCAUCUCCAUCAUGAAGCUACAGGCCGUGAUUGGCGGAGAAGUCCUUGUCCUCGUACACCUGCUGCCCAUAGUGGCCAAGUACACCAACACCCCGCCACCGCCAUUCCGAGCUCAGAUGUUGCACGUCGCCAACACGAGGCACACGUGGGAGAGUUUUCCAAAGGGCUGUACGUUGGAUGGCUGGAACCAGCUCAGUUCGGCUCAGAGGUUCACUUACCAUCGGGGAGGCGAGAACGCCUAG